This is a messenger RNA of Linum trigynum, 948 nucleotides long. Lineage: Eukaryota; Viridiplantae; Streptophyta; Magnoliopsida; Malpighiales; Linaceae. The record is from the annotation of a GenBank genome assembly.
AUGUCAACAACCGUGAGAAGAAGGCUUCAUCAUGGGGAUAUUGAUGGAAAACGUAAUGAGCAUUACGAAAUAUCUGGAUUAGACGAACCAUUACUUCAGUCUCAUGAGCUACACAUUGAACCGAAAGGGGUAUUUCUUGGAGAUCUAUUUAAUGUUGAUAGGACGAAGGAACAAAUCCACUGGACAUAUCUGUUUACAAAUGUCAUUGCGCAGUGGGCACAAUGGUUAGCAAACAUUGUUGUUGGAUCAAGAUCUUUUAUUGAACGCUUUUUGCCUGGUGCUUCCUCUAACCCCAUUGGAUCAAACACAAAUCUUCGUCUGCCCUAUCUCAGUCCUCUACAGGAGGAGAGACUCGGCAAUUUGCAGCGGAGGCUUGGAGUACCGUUCGAUGAUUCUCUAGUGGAGCAUCAAGAUGCACUGAAACAGUUGUGGAGGCUGGCUUAUCCUGAUAGGCUGCUCCCAUCACUUAAAUCAGAACUUUGGAAAGAAAUGGGCUGGCAAGGUUGUGACCCCUCGACUGAUUUCCGGGGUGGAGGAUAUAUAUCACUGGAGAACCUCAUUUUCUUUGCAAGAAACUAUCCGAUCUCGUUCCAGAGACUGCUACACAAAAUAGAUGGGAAGAGAGCUGAGUGGGAGUAUCCUUUUGCUGUGGCUGGCAUCAACAUUUCUUUCAUGCUCGCACAAAUGUUGGAUCUUCAGAAAGGGAAGCCCUCAACCGCAGCAGGAAUCCGGUUUUUGGAACUCCUGGAGCACGAUGAGAUGGCGUUCGACAACCUUUACUGUGUAGCGUUUCAGAUGAUGGAUGCUCAAUGGCUAGCAAAGCGGGCGUCGUAUAUGGAGUUUAAUGAUGUUAUGAAGUCCACAAGGACUCAGUUGGAACGCGAGCUCGUCCUGGAAGAUGUCAACUCUGUGAAGGAGUUACCUGCUUACAAUUUGCUUACAGGAUAA